Tetrahymena thermophila SB210 is the source of this 843-nucleotide messenger RNA. Its product is annotated as kinase domain protein. Gene Ontology annotation, cellular component: nucleus; cytosol; perinuclear region of cytoplasm. The record is from RefSeq and is a predicted model, not a curated record. NCBI's taxonomy places the organism in Eukaryota, Ciliophora, Oligohymenophorea, Hymenostomatida, Tetrahymenidae. Gene Ontology annotation, biological process: activation of GTPase activity; nucleocytoplasmic transport. Gene Ontology annotation, molecular function: small GTPase binding; GTPase activator activity. The transcript is spliced from 10 exons.
AUGAAAGUGAAUCAAACAAAUCAGUUAAUAAAAAAAAUCUACUACAAUCUAGAAGAAUUUCUUGCCUCAAAUUUGUCUUGUCAUUCGAAUCUUAAUUUGUAUUUGAAUGAAAAUUAAGCAAACUAAUAAGGAAAUGAGGUGUUUAAGCAACAACUAGAAUUAGCCUUUAGUAAUUGCUUAAGUCUUUUAACUCUAACUAUUUAAAUAACCUCAAAUAAAAUUGGCGAUGAAGGCAUAACCUUUCUAGGCUCUGCUUUAACUAAAUGCAAAAGUCUCCAGAUAUUAAAUCUUCAUUUAGCAUACAAUAAUAUAACACAAUAAGGAGCUUAGACUUUGGGAACUGCGUUAAUUGAUGUUAAGAAACUUGACACUUUGAAGUUAUAUUUGAGCUUCAAUAAAAUUGGAGAGUAAGGGAUAAAAAAUUUAAGCACAAAUUUUAUGUACUACUAGAACCUGCAAUUUCUGACAUUAUUCAUAACUUUCAAUAAUAUCGGAGGUAAUGGUGCUUCAAUCUUAGGCUUUGAAAUUGGAUUUUGUAAAAAACUAAAAAAAUUAGAAUUAGAUUUAAGUAACAACAAUAUUGAUGUACAGGGCGCAAAUGGAUUAAACUCAGGUCUUAUGAGCUGUUUAUCUCUUGUAUCUUUAACAUUGUAUUUAAGUUCAAACUAUCUAAAUGGGAACGGAAACAAAUAUUUAAGCUUAGAUAUAUAAAACUCCAGAAAUCUAAUUUAGUUUGAUCUCUAUUUAAGAGAAAAUUAAAUAGGAUAUGACUAAAAAUAAAAGCUGGAGAGAGCUGUUUAAAAAAUAAGAAAGUUGGUGAAAAAAGAUUUAUAAAUAACAUGA